Labeo rohita (rohu) is the source of this 3799-nucleotide messenger RNA. It is a transcript of the gene tmem110l, whose product is annotated as transmembrane protein 110, like. The record is from RefSeq and is a predicted model, not a curated record. Gene Ontology annotation, cellular component: membrane. The coding region runs from base 292 to 1131 and encodes 279 amino acids. The transcript has 8 exons. NCBI's taxonomy places the organism in Eukaryota, Metazoa, Chordata, Actinopteri, Cypriniformes, Cyprinidae.
ACGUCAGCAAGCCGCUUUCUCCCUUGUUGACUCAAUAACAAGAAAGAAAGAAGGGAAGAAAGUGACCUGAGAGAAAUGCUUUACCUUAUGCAACAUCUCUUAAUUUCAACACGACUUCAACAGCUCCAGUGUUAUAGCCUAUAUGCGGUUUCGGUUCGAACGGUCUGUUUUACAAAUUUCUUUGUCUUCUGGCCGGUGAAGUUAAACGGAAAAUCUGUUUAAGUCGUUUCCGCGAGGAUUUCUGUUCCAAAAAGGAUCUUAUGACUUCACGUUUGAUUUUUACACGUAAACAUGGUUGUUUUUUGGAAGAGCAGCACUAAUAUGAGUGAUUUGGUGAGUCCGGAGUAUCAGGGUUGCGUGGACGGAUCUCUGAUGGACGGAUUCAGUGUUUUUAUUCAGGGUCUGUUGGCUGUUCUGGCUUUCAGCACUUUAAUGCUGAAGAGGUUCCGUGAACCUGUCGGAAUAAGAAGACCUUGGAGGAUCUGGUGCUUUGAUACAUCCAAGCAGGCCAUUGGGGCUCUUUUUAUGCAUUUUGCCAAUAUUUUCUUGUCCACACUCACCAACGAAGAUCCCUGUUCUCUAUAUCUGUUGAACUUCCUGUUGGAUGCCACAUUGGGAAUGCUGGUGAUCUGGAUGGGGGUGAAGGUUGUUUCCAUGAUAGUGGAACAUAAACAGCUAACAUUGCUGAUGUUUGGAGAAUAUGGUGAUCCUCCUCGGGUAGCGGCCUGGCUGGCUCAGUGCUCAGUGUAUUUACUCAUUGUUACUCUGGAGAAAAGUGUGGUCACUCUGGUGCUGCUCAUUCCUGGGUGGACCAAUCUGGAGGAGGUGGUGCUGGACUACAUCCCAAACCCACAGCUGGAGUUGGCCAUCGUCAUGCUGAUUGUGCCUUUCAUUGUCAACUCUAUAAUGUUCUGGGUGGUGGACAGUUUAACAAUGCGGAAAUAUAAGAAAAUGACAUCUGUGGAGGGCUCACGUGACUGUCCAAAGCAAGUAGAGGUGUUGCCAAAUGAGAGCCAUGAUGAAGCUGAGGUGCUGCUAAAGGAAGAUGAAGAUGAUGCUACAGUGUGUUCAGAACAGGAAGAGCACGUCUCAACAGAAGAGGUGUUAAUACGAGUCUGUAUGGAAGUUUAAAACACACUUUGAAAGUAUACUUGUCAGAAUUUCUUAAACGCUAUAUCCCUGUUCCUAAACCUAGUGAGCUGUCUGUUGUUUACUUCCUACAUAGGCAGCUACCUUCCAAAUUGAAAAGGAAACUCAUAAGUGACUGAUUUGAAACACUCUAAUUAGGUUUCAACUAACACACAAACAGAACUUUUUAUGUUAAGUGCACACUUUUUUAUUUUUUUGAUACUUUUUAGUAUUGAAUGAUAUAUAUUUUAUAUAUUUAGCAUCAUAUCAUUGUAGGAGAGUGCCAAUGAUGCUUAAAUGGAGCUUUUCAUGAAAAGUACAUUUUGGAGAGAAGAUUUAAAAUGAAUUCCAGUUGGGGUUUACAUGACCCCAUUUUUAUCUAACAUCAAUUUCGUUGAAUAACAGUGCUUCUCGCUGGGUGACAAGCUCUUGUAAUAUGCGAAUAACAUUUUGAAAAUGACAUCUAAUCAAUAUAAUCUAUAAUCUUUUUAAAUCUAAGUAUUUUGUACAGUAUCCGUUCACAUUUACAGGUCACCUGGUGUAUGUAAAACAAACAUGAUCAUUCUUUAAUGUACUAUAACCUCCAAGAAACACCUCAUACAUGGCCGCUCUGAAGAAGAAGGGGCUUUCCUUGCCAAUAACGCUUGGAUAACCCCUUAUUUACAUUGCACGCAUUUGUUGGGCAUUGCGACUCUGACAUGUCCACCAGAGCUUAACGUGGCCGCUCUAGUCAAUGCUUGCGUUUACACUGCGGCAAGUUUCAGAAGCGUCCCAGAAGCAGCUCUCUGCAUUGCUUCGCUAAAGAUAUACCCCUACGUCUCCUUUAAUUAAAAUUAAUAGAUACAGUGGCGAUAUACAUAAACCUACCAACAUCCGCCAUACUUAUUGCAAAAGGCAAUAAUUAACGUUUUAUUCACAUAGCAUCGGUUAAUGGAAACGUCAUUUUACAAUAGUUUUUAAUGUCGAAAAACUCCCAUCUCAUGUUCUCCCUCAACUUCAAAAUCAUCCUUUAUCACUGUUUUACCUUUUUUGUUAAAGGGUGUUUGAUCUUCUUUGCAUGUUCUCUUUGCAAAGACUGGUUCAGUACUUCUGCAGCGAUGCAGGAUGAUUUUGAAAUGAUUUUUGAAGUUGAGGGAGAAAAUACGAUUGGAGUUUUUCGACAUACCCUAACUUUCAUGAACCGGAAAAAAAACUGUUCAGGCAGAGUAAGACAAGACGAGUGUUUGACGUUAAAAAUGUUUUAAAUAGUUUUUUUUUUAAAAUGAAAAUAACAGUUUUGCUAGAGAAGACCCUUCUUCCUCGGCUGGGAUCGUUUACAACCAUAUUUGGGAUCGUUUAAAGCCACAUUUAAACUGCAUUUUAGAAGUUCAAACUCGGGGCACCAUAUCAGUCCAUUAUAUGGAGAAAAAUCCUGAAAUGUUUUCCUCAAAAAAUGUUGGAUGACAAGGGGGUGAGUACAUUAUCUGUACAUUUUUGUUCUGGAAGUGGACUUCCCCUUUAACGUUCUAUUUUUCAUUACCAUAAAAAUAUGUUUCCAGGACUUUCUGAUAACAAUUGUUAGAGAGAAAAAUGCUGUCUAGGUAGGCAGCUCACUAGAUUUUGAAGCAGCUGUGAAACUGAAAACACAGUAGCAUAAUGUGAUUUCUCAUUCUAUACGUCAUGUAAAACGGUGUUUUUCUCAUUGUGUUAUAAUUAUUAUGCAUGCAGCUUAUAUUAAAAUGUUAGCUCAUAUUAAUUGAGAUACUACAUGGAUUAUUUGUGCUUUUAAAAAUUCAUAUUCAUAUCAGGCUGUUAGAAUUAGCAAAUCAAUCAUGUGAUUUGACGCAUUACAGCAUUUAAGUUAUAUAGUUGGAUUUCUACAUUUCUAUAAACUUUAACCUAAAACAUUAAUGUUGGAAAAAAAAAAAAAUCUUUCAGGUCCAUGUUAUUUGUCAGAAAGAAAAAGAGUUGAAUGGCAACAGUGCAAUUUUUAUGAAAUACUUUAAAAUUACGUUGUAGGAUGUUUGUAUAUAUGUUUGUAAGUUAAUGUAUAAGCAGUUUAAGAUAAUUAUUAGCAUACGAGUUAUUAAAGGGAAACAUUAUCCUCCCUCCAUGUCCUUUGGGGUUCAUACUUCUAAGAAGUUAAUUAAAAGAAAGAGAGAAACAGAGAGAUGAGAGGAGGCCUAGUGUUUCUCCUGAUUACAGACAUUCAGACUUUUAAUUUGUAGUUUAAAUGGCUCAUGUCACUACCUUUGAUGAACACCUGUAAAUACACUACAAUCAUGUUUCCAGCUCUGAUGCAUGCUAGAAUAUUUCAUAUCUGAAAGACAGACUCGACAAAAAGAUGUUACGUAAAAAGAUUUGUAAAUAUUCAGUAUUACGUGAAAGACCAGAUGGCCUUUGUGUUUAAACAUUGUACAGUGUUGAGGUUUUUUUUAUGAUUGUUUUUGUACUUUUACAAAUGAAACAUCAUGCUGUAGGUCUGAAUAACAAUUGAUAUAACUAAUGUAUAAAAUGCAUGAUGUAAAGUAACUGUAAACUUUGGAAAUUCAGCUAAGUUAUAUUGAUUUUUACAAAAUUGUAGCAAUGGCAGCACGCACAUGCUGUUUCUUUAACAUGAAGAAACAUCUCAUUUUGAAAAUGUUGAAAUUUUAUUGAAAACUAAUAAACUAUAUUUCAAGUGUCCUGUGAA